AUGGUUUGUAGUGUUGGAGGCCCAGACAACACCCACUGCUGCGAGUUCGACGGUGUGUUGUACCCUGAUGGACACCAGCUGUCCGCCUGCUUCCCUCUGGUGUGCAAGCGUGGCACAUGGGUUAAUGUGGGAUACAUAGACGAUUGUUGUAAACAUUGCUACGUGUUCGACGACCCCCACAUUGUGACCUUCGACGAAUACCGCUACGACUGGCACGGUGCCUGUAACUACUCAAUUGCCCAGAGUGACUUUUCCUAUAACCCUGAAGUGGGCGUCUUUGGAGAUUUCGAGAGGUGCUGGGGGUGUGCAUCCUGCCUCAGGCGCACUACCUUCAAGAAUGACCGAAACACCGUCAUUACUAUCAAUACAGGCGCUAUAUUUGAUCUGAUGGUGAACGGAGCACCGUACGUAGUACCUGCACUGGGGAUCCAUCCGGUGGUGUCGCCUGAUGGUGUUCAUCCCGUGCUGGCCUGGCGCAACGGCAAAUGUGUUCUCCUCCAAGGUUCCUCGAGGAUAGUGGUUCAUCACUGCAAGCACCGGCUGGACGUGUGGGCACACCCUAGUCACGCUGAGCACCUGGACGGGCUAUGUGGACACUAUAACUUCUAUGUGAGAGACGACUUCACAGACCGCUCGGCCAACAUCCAUCCGCUGGAGUACUGGCCCCAGGAGUUCCCAGUCUCGUGGAAGACGAAUGAUCAGAGUAACCCACAGUGUCUGCUGCCAAGAGGCGUCAUAAAGUCUUGUGCUGGCCGUCUGGGUAACCCGUGUCGUGCCGACGAGAGGGAGAUGGAGAGGUACAGGACAAUGUGCAAGAGACGCAUGAUGCCACUCAUUGGCCACCAAAAUAAACUCCUCCAUUACAUAGAAACUUGUGCCUUCGACCUGUGUAUGAUGUCUGGGAACGGUGCUGACGAUCGGAUGCUGGAAGAAUGGGUGAUAGAGGUGCUUGAAGUGCUAAGACUCGCGAUCUACAUCCUCACUACCACAGGGAAGACCCAAGAUGCAACUCGCGUGAGGUCCACAUCGGUCACCACCAUCACCCCUACCCUGACCGUUCACCCAAUCAACACCACCUUCACUGAGGGCUUAUACACCACCCUCACCUUCUUGGAGACAGAUGUAACCUAUUCAGAAACCAACACCAUCACGUCUGUCAGGCCUUUAUAUCCAACCUCGACUACUACUACUGUGGAUCCGUAUGACUCUACUUACGGCAUACCUUAACUAUUUAUAUACACACACAGAAGCAUCCCUACACUGUCAUCUUUAACUUGGAUGGUCUUUAAUACUGGGUGGUCUAGAGUUCCCAUGUAAAAGACUUGCUAGUGUCAUUGUGUAGUAAUUCUAGUAUGCUCGUUACAUAUAUUCCCAAAAAUAUUUAAUUGGCCUGGGAUACACUGCAUUGUUCUGAAGUAGUGUUAAUUGUUAGCAAUAUUUUAUUAGUUUAUGAAAAUUCUAUUUGCCUUGUAGAAAAAGAUGUUAUUUAGUUUUAAUUGUCGAAUUUAAUUGCAUUAAAAUAUUUUGAAUA
This is a messenger RNA of Homarus americanus (American lobster), 1531 nucleotides long. RefSeq names its product mucin-2-like. The transcript is spliced from 10 exons. The record is from RefSeq and is a predicted model, not a curated record. NCBI's taxonomy places the organism in Eukaryota, Metazoa, Arthropoda, Malacostraca, Decapoda, Nephropidae. Gene Ontology annotation, cellular component: extracellular matrix. The coding region runs from base 1 to 1227 and encodes 408 amino acids.